Venustampulla echinocandica is the source of this 4227-nucleotide messenger RNA. Its product is annotated as putative transcription elongation factor spt6. Gene Ontology annotation, molecular function: DNA binding; nucleosome binding; histone binding. Gene Ontology annotation, cellular component: transcription elongation factor complex. Lineage: Eukaryota; Fungi; Ascomycota; Leotiomycetes; Helotiales; Pleuroascaceae. The coding region runs from base 1 to 4227 and encodes 1408 amino acids. The transcript has 4 exons. The record is from RefSeq and is a predicted model, not a curated record. Gene Ontology annotation, biological process: positive regulation of transcription elongation by RNA polymerase II; transcription elongation by RNA polymerase II; transcription elongation-coupled chromatin remodeling.
AUGAGCAUGCGCGAUUUGAUCCAAGGGGAGGCGGAGCUGGAUGAUGAGGAGAAUGACGAGUCCUUUGACGAAGAGACGGGUGAAGCACGGCCAGGCAAGCAACGACGAAACCCGGAUCUGGACGACUCGAGCGACGAGGAAGAAGAUGAUGACGAUGAGGAGGCAGCUCGCGCGGUUCGUGAAGGAUUCAUCAUAGAAGAUGAUGAGGACGAAGAGAUAGACGAUGAUCGAGAACGACGGCGCAAAAAGGAACGCCGCAAACGAAUCCGCGAGGAGGAGGAAGCUGCAUUGGAUGAAGAAGAUCUGGAUCUCAUUGGAGAGGCAAAUCCAGAAUGGGAGCGCAAAACUACAGCCCAGCCCAAGCUUAAACGUCUUAAGCGUGGCCACCGAGAUGAGGGCGACCGGCAGCAACGAGGCCUGGAUGAGAUGUUCUCUGAUGACGAGGAAGUCGAUGCCGGAUUCGUUUCACGCGAGCACCAUCACCGAGUCGACGAGUUUGCCGAUUUCAUCGAGGAGGAUGAGCUGGAAGAUGAGGAUGAGCGGCAGAGACACCAGGAGGAGAUGGAAGUGGCUCGCCCUCGGGAAAGAGGAUAUGUUGCAGGUGCAGAUACUGCUGGUCUCGACAAGGAUGCACUUGAAGACAUGGAGGCUAUCUUCGGCAACGGCGAGGACUAUGAUUGGGCUCUAGCGUUGGAAGACGAGGAAGAAGCAAGGGAGGCCGGGGAACACAAUCUCGAGCUAAAGGACGUCUUUGAGCCCUCGCAGUUGUCAGAGAAACUCCUGACCGAUCAGGAUAACCAAAUUCGCUGGGCAGACGAACCUGAGCGAUUCCAGCUGGAUCGGUUGCCGUAUAAGAACUUCCAGAUUUCUGAGGACCAAUUCCGAGAAGAGGCGCGAUGGAUCACCAGUCUGAUAUGGCCCAAAAAACAAUUACAUGGCGACCUGCAAGCGCCAUUUACCAGGGCGAUUGGAAAAGUCCUCGAAUUCUUUGUGGUGGAUGAAGUCGAAGUUCCUUUCGUUUUCCAGCACCGGAAAGACUACCUUAUCCACGCCAAAAAGACCCGACAACAAUCAUCUCAUCACAGCAAUGGUGACGAGCCUGAUUUCGUUGUUACCGCCGAAAAAUUACUUAACCAAGAUGAUCUCUGGCGGAUAUUAGAGCUUGACCUGAAGUUCAGAGCUCUGAUUGAGAAGCGAAAUGUCCUUGAAAAAACAUACGAUAACCUGAAACUGGCAGCCGAGGUGCGGGAUAAAAUGGUUGAGGCUAUGCUUCCGGUCGCGGUUACAAUGGAGGAACUACAGGACAUUCAGGACUUCAUUUACUUUCAGUACUCGGCGGAGAUUAAAGAGCUAGCAGCUACAAACGGCGAAGUCAAGGACAAACGUCGUGCCGGGCAAAAGUCAACGAUUUUUGAUCGCAUACGAAAGGGAAGAGCGUACCAACUAGUUCAAGCAUAUGGUAUCACGGCUGACCAAGUCGCCCAAAAUGCCUUGAGAGAGGGUCGCAAGCAAUACACCGAAGAUGCUUCUACAAGUCCUAUUGACCUUGCUGAUUCAUUGACGUAUGACAGCGAGUUCAAUACGGGUGAGCAAGUACUGCUCGCCGCUCGUCAGAUGUUUGCAGAAGAGCUGUUCAUGAACCCUCGCAUGAGAAAGCAUUUCCGCAUGCACCACUACAUGAUGGGUGUGGUGGACUGUCGAAGGACCGAGAAAGGCCUCCGAAAGAUCGACGAACAACACCCAUACUAUGAGUUGAAGUAUCUCAAAAACCAGACCUUCAGCGAUAUUGCCAACAAGCCUGAGAUGUUUCUCAAAAUGCUCAAGGCUGAAGAAGAAGGACUGCUCGAGGUCAAGGUCUCUCUGCAAAAUGAGAGAGAUUUCCGCAGACAGCUUCUCCAAGAGUUCCAGUCUGAUAACUUCAGUGAGCUUGCAGAUGCUUGGAAUGAGGAGCGUAAAAAUGUCCUCGAUAUUGCUUUUACGAAGCUAGAACGUGUCAUCACCAAGGGCGUUAAGGAGAGCAUGCGGACCGAAUGUCAAGAUUCCAUCUUAAAGCUUUGCCGAGAAGAGUACUCAAAGAAGCUUGACCAAGCUCCAUACAAGCCAAAGGGCAUGAUGCUUGGUACAAUUCCGCGGGUACUCGCAUUGUCAAACGGCAGUGGAGACAUCAAUCGUGACCCCAUCUCCUGGGCCUGGGUGGAAGAGGAUGGGCGCGUUCUGGAGCAUGGCAGAUUUACCAACUUGGCCCGAGACGAGAAUGCAAGAGAGGAUUUCGCUGAACUUGUGCAACGUAGAAAGCCUGACGUUAUUGGUGUGAGUGGAUCGUCCUUCGAAACCCACCGGCUUAUCAACGUUAUCCGAGACCUGGUUUCGGAUAAAGAGUUGAAGGGAGCUGCAUUUGAAGAUCCGGAUACUGGUGAUGAUCGGAGUGAGCCUUUGGAGCUUGUUGUUGUCAACGAUGAGGUAGCUCGGCUGUACAAGGAUAGUCCACGCGCUGCUGUUGAGCAUCCGACUUUCCCUUCGCUCACGAGAUACUGUGUUGCCAUUGCCAAGUACCUGCAAAAUCCAAUGAAGGAGUAUGCAGCGUUAGGGAAAGACGUUAUCUCCUUAUCGUUCCAUCCUUGCCAACAACUUCUUCCCAAAGACAAACUUCUCAAGCAGCUUGAAACAGCCAUGGUGGAUAUGGUCAAUCUUUGUGGAGUUGACAUCAAUGAGGCGAUCGGCGAUCCUUACACUGCCGCGUUGCUUCCAUACGUGUGCGGCCUUGGCCCCAGAAAAUCCACAGCGGUUCUAAAGACCAUUAACCAAAAUGGUGGCGUCGUCAAUACUCGCGACGAGCUUGUGGGAGAUCCUGAUAGUCACAAACUACCAGUUGUCGGUCCUCGAGUGUGGAAUAACUGCGCAAGCUUCCUCUCUAUCGAGUAUGACAGCUCAAAUCCAAUGUCUGAUUAUCUCGACAAUACCCGAGUGCACCCAGAAGACUACGAGCUCGGCCGUAAGAUGGCUGCUGAUGCGUUGGAACUUGACGAAGAAGAUGUGAAAGCCGAAGUUGAUGAGGGCGGUCCUGGAGCCAUCGUUCGCAAGCUGAUCAAGGAUGAUGAGCAGGAGAAGGUCAAUGAUUUAAUUCUGGAAGAGUACGCUGAGCAACUUGAACGCAAUUAUAACCAACGCAAGCGCGCCACGCUCGAGACGAUUCGUGCUGAGCUACAGCAGCCGUACGAAGAACUAAGGAGAAAUUUCGCAAUCCUCUCGGAUGACGAGAUCUUCACGAUGCUCACGGGAGAAACACGAGACUCGCUUUGUGAAGGCAUGAUCGUACCAGUCCAUAUUCGAGUGGUGAAGGACGACUUCCUCAUUGCAAGAUUGGAUGCGGGUAUCGAAGGUAGAGUCGAUAUAGAGGACGGCUCCGACCAGGAACUGCCGCUCACUCGUCUCUUCUCUGCGCACCAAAUUGCCCAGGCAAAACUUAUGGAACUUGACCGUGGCAUGUUUUCUGCGAAGCUCACGCUACGCGAGUCUAUGUUGAAACAUCCGUAUCGGAAGCGAAUCGAUCACGAUCCAGGAUCGUGGGAUGUUAUUCAGGAGCAGAAAGACAAAGAGGAGCUUCGGGAAAAAGAUAAAGCUACUGGCCGGACUCAGCGUGUUGUCAAGCAUCCGUUAUUCCGACCUUUCAAUUCAACACAGGCCGAGGAAUAUUUGGGGUCACAAUCACCCGGCGAUGCCGUUAUUCGGCCUUCGUCGAAGGGCAAUGAUCAUCUUGCUGUCACCUGGAAGGUCGCUGAUGGUGUGUAUCAACAUAUUGAUGUUCUUGAGCUGCAGAAGGAGAACGAGUUUUCUGUUGGCCGACAGCUUCGCAUCGGUGGCAAGUACACAUAUAGUGAUCUCGACGAAUUGAUUGUCGACCACGUGAAAGCCAUGGCUAAGAAGGUCGCCGAAAUGGUUCAGCAUGAGAAAUACCAAUCAGGCAGCAGAACGGAAACAGAAAACUGGUUGACUACAUACACUGAGGCCAACCCGAAGAGAUCUGUCUACGCCUUCUGCCUGGACACGCGGCAUCCUGGGUACUUCUGGCUCUGCUUCAAGGCUGGAAAAUCCGCCCGCCCCAACGCGUGGCCUGUGCGGAUCGUCCCGAAUGCUUUCGAGCUAAUGAAGGCCGCCUACCCAGACAUGAAAGCGCUGUGCAAUGGCUUCAAGUUGCGCCAUGCUAGUGAAAUGAGCCGACGUCCUUGA